CAUGAUGCACCGCAAGGUCACAAGAUGGCGGCGCCCAGUGCGGUUCCCUGUUACCUUGGUAACAUGCGGGCGCUGCUAAGCCCCAUGUGUAGGCCGCGGGGUGUACCUGCAUUUUUGGGGUCCCUAGCCAGAUGCAGUCGGUUUGUGGCCCCUCUGUGCUCCCUGCCCCCCGAGUCUCUGCUGAGUCUGUCCUCUCCGGCCCUGGGGAGCCGCCUGACCCCCGGCCUCGGCCUCUGCCCUGAAUUCAUCUCCCCGGCGGAGGAGGCGGCUCUGUGCCGGGAGCUGGAGCCCAUCCUGCGGAGAAAGCGCUACGAGAGCGGCCACUGGGAUCAGGUGAGAGCCGGGGACAUAAUGCUAAUCAAUAUGGAAUGAUACCGUGUAAACAAUGCUAAUCAAUAUGGAAUGAUACCGUGUAAACAAUGCUAAUCAAUAUGGAAUAAUACCGUGUAAACAAUGCUAAUCAAUAUGGAAUAAUACCGUGUAAACAAUGCUAAUCAAUAUGGAAUUAUACCGUGUAAACAAUGCUAAUCAAUAUGGAAUAAUACCGUGUAAACAAUGCUAAUCAAUAUGGAAUAAUACCGUGUAAACAAUGCUAAUCAAUAUGGAAUAAUACCGUGUAAACAAUGCUAAUCAAUAUGGAAUAAUACCGUGUAAACAAUGCUAAUCAAUAUGGAAUGAUACCGUGUAAACAAUGCUAAUCAAUAUGGAAUUAUACCGUGUAAACAAUGCUAAUCAAUAUGGAAUUAUACCGUGUAAACAAUACUAAGCCAAUAUGGAAUUAUACCGUGUAACAAUACUAAUCAAUAUGGAAUUAUACAGUACUUAAACAAUGCUAAUCCAAUAUGAAAUUAUACAGUGUAAACAAUACUUUAAAUCAAUAUGGAAUAAUACCCGUGUAAACAAUGCUAAUCAAUAUGGAAUGAUACGUGUAAACAAUACUAGUAUCAAUAUGGAAUUAUACGUGUAAACAAUGCUAUCAAUAUGGAAUGAUACACGUGUAAACAAUGCUAAUCAAUAUGGAAUUAUACCGUGCUAACAAUGCUAAUCAAUAUGGAAUAAUACCCGUGUAAACAAUAUACUAAUCAAUAUAUGGAAUAGUACGUACAACAAUGCUAUCAAUAUGGAAUGAUACACGUGUAAACAAUGCUAAUCAAUAUGGAAUUAUACCGUGUAAACAAUGCUAAUCAAUAUGGAAUAAUACCGUGUAAACAAUGCUAAUCAAUAUGGAAUUAUACCAUGUAAACAAUGCUAAUCAAUAUGGAAUGAUACCGUGUAAACAAUGCUAAUCAAUAUGGAAUUAUACCGUGUAAACAAUGCUAAUCAAUAUGGAAUUAUACAGUGUAAACAAUGCUAAUCAAUAUGGAAUAAUACAGUAUGGAAUUAUACAGUGUAAACAAUGCUAAUCAAUAUGGAAUAAUACCGUGUAAACAAUGCUAAUCAAUAUGGAAUUAUACAGUGUAAACAAUGCUAAUCAAUAUGGAAUGAUACCGUGUAAACAAUGCUAAUCAAUAUGGAAUUAUACAGUGUAAACAAUGCUAAUCAAUAUGGAAUUAUACCGUGUAAACAGUGCUAAUCAAUAUGGAAUUAUGCCGUGUAAACAAUGCUAAUCAAUAUGGAAUAAUACAGUGUAAACAAUGCUAAUCAAUAUGGAAUGAUACCGUGUAAACAAUGCUAAUCAAUAUGGAAUGAUACAAUGUAAACAAUGCUAAUCAAUAUGGAAUGAUACCGUGUAAACAAUGCUAAUCAAUAUGGAAUGAUACCGUGUAAACAAUGCUAAUCAAUAUGGAAUGAUACCGUGUAAACAAUGCUAAUCAAUAUGGAAUUAUGCCGUGUAAACAAUGCUAAUCAAUAUGGAAUUAUGCCGUGUAAACAAUGCUAAUCAAUAUGGAAUUAUGCCGUGUAAACAAUGCUAAUCAAUAUGGAAUUAUACCGUGUAAACAAUGCUAAUCAAUAUGGAAUUAUACCGUGUAAACAAUGCUAAUCAAUAUGGAAUAAUACAGUGUAAACAAUGCUAAUCAAUAUGGAAUAAUACCGUGUAAACAAUGCUAAUCAAUAUGGAAUUAUACCGUGUAAACAAUGCUAAUCAAUAUGGAAAUAUGCCGUGUAAACAAUGCUAAUCAAUAUGGAAUAAUACCGUGUAAACAAUGCUAAUCAAUAUGGAAUGAUACCGUGUAAACAAUGCUAAUCAAUAUGGAAUGAUACCGUGUAAACAAUGCUAAUCAAUAUGGAAUGAUACCGUGUAAACAAUGCUAAUCAAUAUGGAAUAAUACCGUGUAAUCAAUAUGGCAUUAUACUAUGUAAAUAUAAUGUAUCAGGACUAUCCAAGAAAUCCAUCUGUUGUGGGCUGGUGGCAAUCCCGGCACAUUUUGAUUAAAAUUUUACUGCUGCUGAUCAUGAGCAGGUUCCUACAACCAAAUCUUGUUAAACUUUAAUAUUUCUUUUUCGACCCUUUGCAAUUUAUACUUACUGCUUCCUGUGUCAAAUCCCUUAUUCCUUCCUAUUUACGCUUACUUUCUUUUUGUCGUCGCCUUCUAUAUUGCAUGUUCCCCAAGGCUAUACAUGGGUUUCGUGAGACUGAGCGCCUGCAAUGGUCCCUGGAGAAUAUGGCAGUGAUACAACGGGUGAGAGAUAAGGCUUUUCCCCCUGGAGAGGCACAACUAUCACUAGUCCAUGUUCUGGACCUGCAAAAAGAGGGUUACAUCAAGCCGCACGUUGAUAGCAUUAAGGUAAGAGAGCAAGACUUACCUUGUAACACAAGCAUGUCAAACUCAAAGGCUAACACGGGCCAAAUAAACAAGAUUUAAGUUUAUGUGGACUGCAAAAAAAAACACAACAAAAAAAAUUCACUUUUUAUAGAAACAUAUGUUUAUUUUGAAAAGUACAGUAUUAAAAAAAAGUCGCCUGACUUGAUGUUCUCACACUUGCAUGGCUUUAAAGUAAACAAAAGAGCUAAAUUAUUUUAAGUAGAUGUGCAUAUAACAAAUGUUUCAGUCCAACUACCUUGAAAUAUUAAGAAAAGUUUGACAAUGGGACUGAAAUGGUGAAUGUAUGCUGUUGCACAGCUGUAAAAUACAAAUUGUUAUCUUGUUGAUUUUGAAGUCCUAUGAGUAUGUUCUUCACUUUGGCUGAGAUCAUCAAACUUGAUGAUGUAAGCCAAUCCAAUUAUUUCCCGUAGGAAGGCAUUGGGAGGCUAUUGUGCAUGUGUGGCAAAACGCUGCGCGGCCAAUCAGCAUCUCCAUGGGGAGUGUUCAGCACCUCCAUGCAGACCCAAUUUAAUACACUGCCCCUCCUCCAUUGUAAUACACUGCCACAACUCUCUCCACUCUAAUACACUGCCCCUUGAUCUAAUACACUGCUCCCCCUCACUCCACUCUAAUUGAAUACACUGACUCUCCCUCCCCCAAUUUAAUACACCGUUCCUCCCUCCCCCAAUUUAAUACACUGCCCCUACCUUCCCCAGUUUAAUACACUGCCCCUACCUUCCCCAGUUUAAUACACUGCCCCUCUUUCCCUACCUUAAGAUGAGCCACUGGUCCUCCAUUUCCAGCUCUGCCAAAGCAGACCAGACGCUCCUCUGGCACUGGGAGCAGGAGGGAAGGGGGAGUGGCUGGCAUACUCUGCAGACAGACAGCCAGGCUGCACACUGUAGCACAGCCACCGGAUAUGACUUCACAUGCUGAAUGCACAUUUCCGGUGGCCGACGUGGACUAAUGCUUAGCGCUCUUGCGGCCAUCUGAACAAGCGAUUGUCCAUGGUAGGGCAGACAGGAAAGAUCUUUCCUGUCUUGUGGCUGGUCACAGAUAGUCAUCUUGGGCCGCAAGUUUAAAAUGCUUGUUGGAACACAUUGGAAGUAGGUCCCACAUACUCUGACAAACUAUAUAAUUAGGAACAUCAUCCCUAAUACUUUCCAACUGGUGCCCAUGAAUUAUACUUUAAUCACUUCAUAGUUUGUCAAUACUGUCUUGGAUCUGACUAGAUCCUAGUCUGUUGCCAGUCCUAGUCUGUUCAAUUUGGCUACUCUGGCCUUAAAUUUGAAAUUCACUUUGAAUUCUCACUUUAGUAAAUAACCCUGUGUGUGUUUGAAGUAGAGAUCGACCGAUUAUCGGUCUGGCCGAUAUUUUGUAUUUUCAGCAAUAUCGGUAUCGGCCCCUGUGGGGCCCAGCACACUCUUACUUACUUUCCCAGCAGCUCCCUUAAGCCCCCCGUCUAACUCACGAGUCCCGCGGCCGUCAGAGCGUUGCCACGGAUUACCGUGGCAACGCUCCGUGCGGCACACAGGCAGUGGAAGUUAGACAGAGGAGCUGAAGAGAGCUGCUGGGAAGGUAAGUAAGAGUGUGCUGGGCCCCCUCUGCACAGUCCAUGCUACCGGACCACCAGGAAUGCCAUAUACCCCCUCCCUAGCCAUGUAAAAAGCAGGGAGGGGGACUAAAACAUAAUUUUGAAAAAUGUAAUAUAUAAAAAAAGAAGUCUUCUCCCCGUCCCUCUCCCCCAUUGUGUGUGUGUACACACACACACACACACACACACACACACACACACACACACACAAGAUUUGUGUACAAAUAUUUUUUUUUUUUAAAUGGUAAAAGAACAGAGUAUCGGUAAGUUAUCGGCUAUCGGUCUGAAAGUUCACAGAUUAUCGGUAUCGGCUCUAAAAAAUCAAUAUUGGUCGACCCCUAGUUUGAAGCUGUUGAAUAUCUUAUAUAAAGCUGUUAUUUCUUCUUUGCUUUUACUGUCAAUGUUUUAAAGUGACAUAAAGGUGCGCCUGGUGAUGUUUCAUUUUGAUCACAAUCUUCAUACAUACGUAAGAGUAAAUUUUGCUUUUCCUUUUUCCUAUGCCAGUUCUGCGGUAGCACCAUUGCCGGAAUAUGCCUGUUAUCCAGCAGUAUCAUGCGCCUGGUCUCCGUAGAAAACGCUGAUGAGAGAGCAGACCUACUGCUCCCUAGACGUUGCCUGUAUAUGCUUAGGUAAGUGGCACACACUGCCCUCACUGUUGGAUUGUACAUCUCUGUGGAAUAUGUUUGGGCUUUAUGAAUAAACAUAUGUUUAUAGGUUAAAAGAACAAUACUAAAUGUUUUUCACGUGAUCUUGAAAAAAAAAAAAAUAAGUUGUGGUUAACUUUGGAACUGCGUAAAUCAAUCCAUUCCAAGGCUGAUUGAGCAUUUCAGGAAUUGUAGAUUGCAUAUUUCUCUUCUGCCAAGCAUUUCAUUAAGAAAAUUCUGUACUUAAAAUUGCACUUAUAAAGCAUGUACUGAAUUCUCUCUGUGAUGUAUCUUACAAUUGGCUAGGUCUCUCGUAUAUCCUGUUUUGACCAGAGGAGCCUUGCGUGUUAAGGGGAAAAAUGUUAAUUUCCCUCCCACUUAAAAAUGCUUUUUAUUAUUUUGUCAGACCCCAAAUUCCUUUUUAUUUUAAAUUCACUUGGGGGAAGACGUACAUUUUUCCUCUGGAAUGAAGCAACCACAUGACUAUUUUUGUUUUUUGGAUUUUCUUUCUUUUUUUUACUUUUGUAGAAUUUUUGAGGCAGGGUUGUAGUCCAUAAAAGGCAUAGGAUGUCUGUGUAGGCAUCCAUAAAUUAAAGGCCUACUGCAUUAAGACCUCUGUGAAGUUUAAGUCAACAUUUCUGGAGUCUGACCAAGGCUCAUUAAAAUACUGUUCACUGUCACAGGACUGACUCAUGAUAAGAAAGCUGUGAGCUUUCUGAAACGUCACUCUCUCAAAUAGCCACAAUCGAUUCUUAGAUGCAAUAGAGUGUGGGUAACUUGCUGCGGUUCAAUGGCUGCUGAUGUCAACAAAGAAAAUAUGUGUCUGAUAUCCUUUCCAGACUCAUGGUACUAGGCUCAUGAGGCCAUUUAUUAUGUUCCCUAUUGAAAAGCAUCAGUCUGGCUCCUGCUUAGGAGAUGUUCCUAUUCUGAGGAAUUUGACCGUGUCUGAUUUGUUGCUUUCUGGACACAUAAAUCACUUGUUUGAUACAUGGGGUUAGAUGUUUUCGCUGGUAAUAUUAUCCUACCCUACUUUUAGUGUAGCAAUACUUAACCUCUAACUCUCCUGCAAUAUUUAAUCUAAAUUCCUACGAUCUUUGCAUUUGUAGUGGCAACUAGAAACCGUUAACCCAUAUGCAUUUGGUUUGCCAACCAUAUUUUGUGUUUAUAACGCUUGUUACUUUUUCCAUUUGUUUUAAUAAGUCAUUAAAUGCUUCUUACACUUACCAGCUGUGCUCUUGCGCUCUCUCUCUCCCCACAGUGGUGCUGUGCGCUAUAACUUUACACAUGAAAUAUUACGGGAUGAGGAAUCCGUCUUCAACGGGGAGCGAGUGCCACGGGAGCGUCGUAUAUCUGUCAUCUGCAGAAAUCUCCCUUUGAGCUGACAUACCUCUUGGGGGUGCACUCCAGAGACUGAUAACUGUAAAAGGUGCAAUAUGUAUGCCAGGGAGGUUAUGAGACCUUGUGCCCUGACGUUAAGACAUGCACACAACUAGUCCUUAUGUGAUCAUUCUAUUUCUGAUGUUUUAAUUUAAUGUUCAAUAUAUAUGAAAUGUAAAAACAAUAUUUCUCAUACUUGAUAAAUUAAUGUUCACGAGUAUGUGAUAAAGUAAUAGACAUGAAUUGAUCCAGCCCGUCAACCAAACAGUGCCAUAAACUAUUGUUAACAUUGCCUAAUUGACUUAGGUGCUGAAAGUUUGGCAGGUAGUACAACAGAGAUCUAAACAGCAAAAAUGUAUUUCAAUACUAUAUUUUUGAUAAAAUAUAUUUUUUAAUAAAAAAAUAAUAUGUAUAAGAUCAUACAUAAAAUGCAAUUUUUCCCAUGUUCCUGAGAUUCAAUUUUUUUUUGGUCUAAAUGUUUGUACUUAUAAUGGCUUGCUAAUUAUAACUUCAGUAGGGCUUUAGAGAAGAUGUUGCAGAAGCCAUAUUGCAGAAAUGGCCAACUUCGGGCACUCUUAAUAUUGCAUACUUUGAUUUUAUAUCCCAUUAAAUAGAAAGUUUCCAAUCACAGACAGUCCCUGGCUUAAAGCAGGAGUGUGUUCUGAAUAUUUUGUUCUGCUGUUACAGAUGGCCUUUAGAUAAAGGAGAAGACCACAUCUUAAAAAAGAGACAUUCUGAGAGAUACCCUAUGUCUUUUUUGUGACUGUGCCUAAUCAUGAGAUGUCAGAAACCAUUGCUACAUUGUUUUACAGGGAGUAAAUUUGCCAAUUAAUUUUGCCAAUUAACCUAUUAAUAAGGUUUUGCAUCUAUUACAAAAAAGAACUAAACCAUAACAUGCUAUGUGACCCUCUCCCUCAUUUUAUAAUUGUACAUUAAUAUUUUUCCAUAUGUUGACAAAAAGAUUCAUUUUAUUUUCAAUGUUGUUUUACAGAAUUGCAACAGAAUAAAUAAAUAAUUUAUCAGUUUAUAAAUAAAAAAAACAUAUAGCAUAGCAUGGAGAAAACCUGGCAGUGUGUUAUGGCUUGCAUUGUAUAAAUAUUAUCUGUGUCUGAUAACGAUUCCUUUCAGACUUGCUAUUUUUUAUAUAUACAUUUAAAUCCAUUAACCCGUUAACUUGAUUUGAGUGACGUCAUUAACUCAUAGGAGGUUUACUCCGCAAACUCUGAACUGUACUUAACUGAAAAUUGAAUGAAAAUAUUUAUGCUAAAAUAGCAUGGAAUAUAGCUGAGGCGGAGCAUUUUUCCAAACCAGCUAUUUUUACCACUCAGAUUUCAGUUUUAUAUUAUUUGGCGUUUAGCAAAUAGACCCCAUAGUGUUAGUGUGAAGGUGCAGAUUGCCAUUGCUAGAUGUAAUUGUACUUGGGCGUUCUGUAUUGGAGUUCUUCACUGAAUCACACAGUAUUAGUUUGCAUCUUACUUCUGUGAACUGGUCAUUUAACACAUCACUUGCCACGAAUCUUGAACUCUUCCAUAACUAGAAUGUUGUAGACCAUUAUUCCAUUAACAAAAUCAUUGAAAUUAAUUUACAUUGAGUUUCACCCAGAUUGUGCUAUACAAAGUCUUUCGAAUACCCAUGUUGGCUUAUCUCAGCGGCACCAUGUAUUUGGGUUAUCUUCUUGUAAAGAUGCCUUUGAUUUUCUCAUGUUUCACUCUCUUUGGGUUACCACCAGUAGGCAUUAGGUAAGUUGCAUUUGUAAGAACUGUCCCUUUGUUGCUGCCCCAAGACAGUUAUUUAUCUGUCCGUUACUGUAGAUCAGCCUACACAACCACAGGCUGCUGCCGAGAGCUGCUCUACUGUGUGCCACCGAUGUCUAUCAUCCAGAAAUGCUACAUCUUCAUAGUGCGUAGGACGACAGCAUGGUCCCCCAAAGAUUUUGUCCUCCAACAAGGACGGUUGAUCACUUUUCUGCAGUAGACGUGAUAGUGUCAGGUCGUGGUUAGUACGUGAUCUGGGACAUCCGCCACCACAGUACUUGAAAAGGACGGUCUCCUCCGAGUCAUACCCCAGCCCUAAGUCGCCAACUUGGAGCAGCAGAGUUUUCAGACGGCAUUCCCUCUCGUCAGUGCGCGGUCUGCCCGGUUGAGCCAGCCUCCUCCUUACCCUUGGCUUUGUCCUGUCAUCAUAUAGUGAGGAGAUUUCUCCAGCAUCUAUUACAAAGGAGGGGAAAGGUGGAGAAAGAAUGUCAUUUUCUUUCAAUUUUUUUUUAUUUUUUUUACUUUUAAAAAUCAUAGAAACAUAGAAUGUGACUGCAGAUCAGAACUGUUUGACCCAUCUAGUCCGCCCAAUUUUCUAAAUACUUUCAUUAAUCCCUGGCCUCAUCUUAUAGCUAGCCUUAUGCCUAUCCCACGCAUGCUUACACUCCUUUACUGUGUUAACGUCUACCACGUCAGCUGGAAGGCUAUUCCAUGCAUCCACUACCCUCUCAGUAAAGUAAUACUUCCUGAUAUUAUUUUUAAACCUUUGUCCCUCUAAUUUAAGGCUAUGUCCUCUU
Molecule: messenger RNA, 8910 nt
Organism: Pelobates cultripes (western spadefoot toad)
Lineage: Eukaryota; Metazoa; Chordata; Amphibia; Anura; Pelobatidae
Source: the annotation of a GenBank genome assembly